Molecule: messenger RNA, 1198 nt
Organism: Pipra filicauda (Wire-tailed manakin)
Lineage: Eukaryota; Metazoa; Chordata; Aves; Passeriformes; Pipridae
Product: coiled-coil domain-containing protein 169-like
Exons: 8
Coding region: 1-1128 (375 amino acids)
Source: RefSeq, a predicted model, not a curated record
AUGUUUCCCCAAAUUAUGGAAAGUUCGGCACAACAGUUCGCCCUACAUGGCCUCUGUAACUGGGCCAAAGCUGUUUCAUGUUUUUCCCAUCAAUUUCUGGUGCUGCCCGAGCCAUGUGCCGGGGGGUUCGCUGGUGAGAGGGCAGAGAAGCGCCGUCAUACGCGGGGCCGUCCCGGCAGCGGCGGGCGAGCGCCGCUGCACACGCGGGCAAACGGGACGCGGCAGCGCACGCCGGGGCCGGAGCAGGUGAAGAUGACACCGGCUGCCGGUCGCUCCCGGCCCUGUCUCGCCCUGAGCAGAGGGAGAGCCACAUGGGCUGCGGAGAAAGGAGUGCCCGAGCCGAGGGUCAACACUGCCGCCCUCCCGCCCGCCUCUGGCCCCACUGCGCCGCUCCCUCAGGCUCCGCCGGGCGCUCGCAGCCGUCGCCCCGCGCAACGCCGGCCGACACGGAGGCUGCGGGCGGGGCGGGCACCGGUGGCCGCAAUGUGGGAAGGCGGCGAGCGGCGGGCGGCAAAGCCCGACCGCCUGGCGCUGGAGCUGGGGCAGGAGAGGCAGAAGAAGCAGAUGCUUGAAAUCUCAAUAUUUGAACUGAGAAACACUGUAACAGAACUGGAAAAAAGACUUAACAGUAUUGAAGAUGAAGGUAAUGAAUGGAAAACCAGAUAUGAGACACAAGUAGAAUUGAACAAACAGCUGGAAAGGCAAAUUAAUAUCCUUCAAGAUAAGGUGGAGCUUAUUCGUGGAAAUCCAGCAGAUAAAUUGUCCAUUGUUCGCACAUUUGAUCAUAUGCCUGUGGGUUCCUUAAAGGAGGUUCUUAAACAGCUGGAAGAAGAGAAGAGUCGUCUCCAGAGUCAGCUAAAGGACUAUGAACUUAGACUGAAACAGGAAGCAAAGGCUUACCAUAAAGCUAAUGAUAAGCGGCGCACGUACCUCUCAGAGAUCUUACAGACCUCAGCUCCACUUAAAAUUGUUGAAAGGCAAAAACCAGAUGCUCUGACUGGCAAGGGAGAAAAACAGAUACUGAGAGGGAGAUACAGUGUUCCAGGAAACCCGAAGAUGGUUAGUCCUCGAAAACGAUCAAUUAAAAAGACUGUAGGAGUGAACAAGCUUCCACAACUAAAGCACUGAUAUAAUGUUCCUGCCAAGAAUUUCCAGUCACUUUUAAAAGUGAUUAAAAGUUUCUAAAUUGAAAAUGAAA